CAGGAUGACUUCUUGAAUGAACUGGGGAAUAUUCUAAACGCCCCCUGUUAUGCCAUCAAAUAGAAAGUGUAUUUGCCAAGCCCUGUAGUUUUGAGCUGUUCUUGACAACCUGCUGCAAUGGCGCACAAGUUUAGAUCAUUAAUAUCAAACAAGAUUAUACAAGCAUUGGACCACAUAUCAAUAGGAGGUGAAGGUUUGAAGUCAUCUACUGUUAUCCCAUGUAUUCAGGUUGAUCAGAAGGCACGAACACAACCAGAAUUUCGUGUUUCACUCAGGCGAUUACAGCAGCGAGGUGUCAUAAGCUCCACAGCUGUUGGAAGGAAAAGUUUACUGAACUGUGCUUCUUCACUGGUCGAAAAAUUCCACACUGACAUGACCAUUCCUGGGGUUUACGUAGUUGAAGAUAAAGCAGAUGUAAGAGUCAACUUCAAAGGUAAUUUUGUUGGUUUUAGGCAGAGCUGGUCUAAAGGAAGUUUAUUUACUAGAAGUUUAAUGAGAGGGAUGUAGCUUGAGAAUUAUUUU
Molecule: messenger RNA, 522 nt
Organism: Macrobrachium nipponense
Lineage: Eukaryota; Metazoa; Arthropoda; Malacostraca; Decapoda; Palaemonidae
Exons: 4
Coding region: 118-507 (129 amino acids)
Source: RefSeq, a predicted model, not a curated record